This is a messenger RNA of Emiliania huxleyi CCMP1516, 991 nucleotides long. RefSeq lists its product as hypothetical. The transcript has a single exon. NCBI's taxonomy places the organism in Eukaryota, Haptophyta, Isochrysidales, Noelaerhabdaceae. The coding region runs from base 28 to 798 and encodes 256 amino acids. The record is from RefSeq and is a predicted model, not a curated record. Gene Ontology annotation, cellular component: nucleus.
CGGCGCGGGCGGUGCCCCUUCGAGUCCAUGGUCGGCAAGACGGUCGCGGAGCUCGUUGACCUCUCCAACCGCACGCGAUGGGUCGAGGUGGAGGGGGGGCGCGUCUCGGACCUGCGCGCGCGCGCCUCGGCGCUCACCGGCAUCCCCGCGCCGCUCCUCCGGCUCGCCUGCGGGGCGCGCGACCUCUCGGAUGCGGCUCCCCUCGACGUCGCGCAGCUGGCGGCGCUGCCGGUGCGGCUGCUGCUGCGGCUGGAGGGUGGUAAGGGAGGUUUCGGCGCGAUGCUGCGCUCCUCCGGCAAGCAGGGCGUCAAGACGACCGAUUUUGACGCGUGCCGCGACCUCAACGGCCGGCGGCUCCGGCACGUCAACGCAGAGGCGCGGCUGAGGGAGUGGGAGGCGGGCGCGGCGGAGCGCGAGCGCAAGAAGCAGGAGCUGGCCGCCUCGCGCAAGGCGCCCGGCCCGCCGCCCAUCGAGCGCUUCGACGACGACGCCUACGACGACAUGCUCGAGGCUGCACGCGAGGGCGCGCGCCAGUCGGUCGCGGACGCGCUCGCGAGCGGGCUGCAGGCGGCGGCGGCCGGCAACGGCGCGGAUUCGGGCGCCGGGUCCUCGGCCGGCAGCAGCAGCGCUCCGCCCGAGCCCGCCGCCGGCAAGCGGCGGCGCGAGGGCGAAGACGAGGGCGCGGGCAAGGAGGGCAAGGAGGCCAAGGUGUGCGCGUCCAUGGACCCGCUGGCGCAGCUGAUGGCCGAGGGUGGAGAGGGGAGCAGCAGCGAGGAGGAGGGCGGCGGCGGCGAGUAGAGCGGGGGUAGGCUCGCGAUUCGAAGAGGCGGCUUGGGCCGGCGGGCAAGGACCAGAAAGACGUAGAAGUGGACGCUCUUGGCUCUCCCGCGGUUCACAGGGGUCAUUCUUGUUGUCAUGUGGGCGACCGUGUGCUCGCUUCUGGAGAUUUGCUGAGUUGUGUGCUCGCGACCUAGUCUCGGGCUCCGGCUUU